GGAGAAGCGGAGGAGAGAAAAAGUUGCCAUUUUUAUUUUCCUCUGGUUUUGGAUCUGGGAGAGAAUUAAAUAGGAGGCAUUCUGUGUGAGGUGAUUAUUGGCCGUCUGAUGAUUAGAAAAUUCGAUCAGAGCCGUUGGAAUUGUGGAUUUGGAGUGGAUGGUCUCUAGGAUCUCGUUGGCGGGAUCGGGACACAGAUAAGGGUGAAUGGGUCGCCAUCGAGAAGGGAAAGGGGGAUAGAGAGGCAAGGCCUCAUCUUUUGGGGCUUUCUUCUCCAAUUUUGUGUUAUAAAUUUGUUCUUUUCCUCCCCUAAAAAUGGCGAUGAAGGCUUCCUUGAGCGGGUUGAGCUUGGCUUCACCCUCGUCUUCUUCUAUGGCUGCUUCUUUGCCGAGGGUUCUCGUCUCUAGACGACGGCUCGGGACCUCAUUUUUUAAUGGUGGAGUGGGAGCAUUGAAGGCCAAGGGAGUACCAACAUCCAAUAUCAAAAGACCAAAAUGUCAUAAACAUCGUGGUGGUGCCCUUGGUGCACAGAUGAAUUUAUUUGAUCGGCUCGCUAGGGUAAUCAAGUCAUAUGCAAAUUCAGUCUUGAGUUCCUUGGAGGAUCCAGAGAAGAUGUUGGAACAAGCUGUGCUUGAAAUGAAUGAUGACUUGACAAAGAUGCGCCAGGCCACAGCACAGGUUAUAGCAUCUCAGAAAAGGCUGGAAAACAAAUACAAAGCUGCACAGCAACAAUCUGAUGAUUGGUAUCGCCGGGCACAGCUUGCUCUUGCCAAAGGAGAUGAGGAUCUUGCCCGUGAGGCCCUUAAGAGGCGUAAAUCUUAUGCUGAUAAUGCAAGCUCUUUAAAAGCUCAGCUUGAUCAACAGAAGAGUGUGGUUGACAAUCUUGUAUCCAAUACUCGGCUUUUAGAGAGCAAGAUACAGGAAGCCAGGUCAAAGAAAGAUACUUUGAAAGCUCGUGCACAGUCAGCAAAGACUGCAACAAAAGUGAGUGAAAUGUUAGGAAACGUCAAUACAAGUAAUGCUCUUUCAGCAUUUGAAAAGAUGGAGGAAAAAGUUAUGGCUAUGGAGUCCCAAGCAGAGGCUGUUGGCCAAUUAACUACUGAUGAUCUAGAAGGAAAGUUUGCAUUGCUUGAGAACUCGUCAGUGGAUGAUGAUCUUGCAAGCUUAAAAAGGGAACUUUCAGGGAGCUCACCGAAAGGGGAGCUCCCUUCUGGUAGAACUGUUAGCAGCUCAAGCACGGCAUUGCCUUUCCGAGACAUGGAAAUUGAGAAGGAGCUUAAUGAGUUAAGAAGACAGGCCAAGGGGUCCUAGUGUUCUUUUUUCUUU
Messenger RNA from Elaeis guineensis (African oil palm), 1324 nucleotides. Its product is annotated as membrane-associated protein VIPP1, chloroplastic. The record is from RefSeq and is a predicted model, not a curated record. NCBI's taxonomy places the organism in Eukaryota, Viridiplantae, Streptophyta, Magnoliopsida, Arecales, Arecaceae.